AUGACCACUUUGUCUCCGUUCCCAAAAUCAACACAAGAGUCCUAUUAUUUUGCAACUAGAAAUCUCAAUCUGAUUUACAUCUAUUCCUUUCUAACACCAAACUUAUGGACUGUGGUCCAAUUCUGCCCCCAAGCUGCAGCAAGACAGAUAUCAAGGUUAUCCAUUCGUCAGUUAUCACAGACUAGACUCAAGUUCCCUGUUACAGUCUCAAGUUCAUUGCAGUCAAGAAAUAAAACGCUCUUUUUGCAAGGAGACACUUCAACGGAAUACACUGUCAGGGGUUACUGUUCUACUGAAAUAGACCAGGCAACUUAUGAACACGUGAGUGAUGAAACUCUGGAAUCCUUGACAGAAUACUUAGAAGAGCUGGUUGAGAGUGACUGUGCUCCUGUAGAUUCUGAUGUAACCUUUUCUACUGGUGUAUUGACGCUGCAGCUUGGAAGCGCAGGAACAUAUGUCAUUAACAAACAAACCCCGAAUAAGCAGAUCUGGCUCUCAUCCCCCACAAGCGGGCCCAAGAGAUAUGACUUUAUUAAUGGCACUUGGGUGUACCGCCACACAGGAAUCACUUUGCAUGAUCUGCUAACUGAAGAAUUGUCACCAGUGUUUCAAAUGGAAACAGACUUUUCCAAGUGUGCCUAUGGAAGAAAUGAAUCUGAUGAUUAA
This is a messenger RNA of Penaeus monodon (black tiger shrimp), 666 nucleotides long. It is a transcript of the gene fh, whose product is annotated as frataxin homolog, mitochondrial-like. Gene Ontology annotation, molecular function: ferrous iron binding; 2 iron, 2 sulfur cluster binding; ferric iron binding. NCBI's taxonomy places the organism in Eukaryota, Metazoa, Arthropoda, Malacostraca, Decapoda, Penaeidae. The transcript has 5 exons. The record is from RefSeq and is a predicted model, not a curated record. Gene Ontology annotation, cellular component: mitochondrion. Bases 1 to 666 code for a protein of 221 amino acids. Gene Ontology annotation, biological process: iron incorporation into metallo-sulfur cluster; intracellular iron ion homeostasis.